Molecule: messenger RNA, 1451 nt
Organism: Odobenus rosmarus divergens (Pacific walrus)
Lineage: Eukaryota; Metazoa; Chordata; Mammalia; Carnivora; Odobenidae
Gene: METTL8
Product: methyltransferase like 8
Exons: 9
Coding region: 9-1232 (407 amino acids)
Molecular function (GO): tRNA (cytidine-N3)-methyltransferase activity
Source: RefSeq, a predicted model, not a curated record
UGAUUAAGAUGUAUGUGAUUUGGAGGAAUUCUGUUUCCUGUCUAAGGAUAAGAAAGGUGCUACGUAGAUUCCAAAGUGGUAAUCACCCAGUUGUCCCUCUGGGAUCAAGGAUUUUGACGGACCCAGCCAAAGUUUUUGAACACAACAUGUGGGAUCACAUGCAAUGGUCCGAAGAAGAAGCAGCAGCAGCCAGAAAAAAAGUAGAGGAAAACUCGGCUGUGCGAGUCCUUCUAGAAGAACAAGUUAAGUAUGAGAAUGAAGCUAGUAAAUAUUGGAACACAUUUUAUAAGAUUCAUAAGAAUAAGUUUUUCAAGGAUCGUAAUUGGCUGUUGAGGGAAUUUCCUGAAAUUAUUCCAGUUGAUCAAAAAACUGAACAGAAGUUGCAAGAAUUAUCAUGGGAUCCUGCAAAAACUAGUGCUGCCGAUGGUUUCUCAAGAACACGCUGUCCUCCUGUGCCUGAAGAAAAAAAUCAUAAUCAGAAAAGGUGUGGCUCAUCACACAGGCAAAGCCAAGCGGGAUCACAAUUUUCCAGCCUAGACUCUGAAGAACACAGAAAAGGACCUCUGAAAACAGAAUUGUUUCCCGGGAGCAACGCCACUUUCAGAAUCCUAGAGGUUGGCUGUGGUGCUGGAAAUAGUGUUUUUCCAAUUUUGAAUACUUUACGGAAUGCUCCAGAGUCCUUUCUUUAUUGUUGUGAUUUUGCUUCCGGAGCUGUGGAGCUAGUAAAGUUGCACUCUUCCUACAGAGCAGCCCAGUGUUGUGCCUUUGUCCAUGACGUCUGUGAUGAGGGCUUACCCUACCCUUUUCCAGAUGGGAUCCUGGAUGUCAUUCUCCUUGUCUUUGUGCUCUCUUCCAUUCAUCCUGACAGGAUGCAAGGCGUUGUAAACCGACUGUCCAACUUACUGAAACCUGGAGGAAUGCUGUUAUUUCGGGACUAUGGAAGAUAUGAUAAGACUCAGCUUCGUUUUAAAAGGGGGCAUUGCUUAUCUGAAAAUUUUUACGUUCGAGGAGAUGGUACCAGAGCAUAUUUCUUUACAAAAGGGGAAGUCCACAAUAUGUUCUGCAAGGCUGGGUUAGACGAGAAGCAAAAUCUGGUUGAUCGUCGCUUACAAGUGAAUAGGAAAAAACAAGUGAAAAUGCACCGAGUGUGGGUUCAAGGCAAAUUCCAGAAACCAUUACACUUGACUCAAAAAACCUCCAAAUUGGUAUUUUCACUCCUUUCUCAUGGCUGAAUUAUGUACCAUGUUAAGGUACAAACCAGAGGAUUACACUGUACAAAGACUUCCGUAGAUCUUUCAUUUUUGAAAGGACAAUCAGAAGAAAAGAGAAUUUGUAUAUCCUGCUGUUUAUCAUGGGUGAGCUCUUUUGUUUAAGCACUCGUAAAUGAUUUGGAAGAGUGUACCAUAUUCUGUGUUUUCAAAGCUUAAUAUGCUCAAGCUUGUUUGGGUUUA